GAAAUUUCAGACCGACGGUUGCACCCCCAACUCAACCAGCACCACCAGACCUUGCCAAGAAAUCUCCUAAACCAAGAGCUUUCCAAAACUCGUCAACGACUCCAGAUCGAGACUUGAAUGCAAUGGAAUUAAGUCACAUCAGUUUGAUGGGUACCCCAAUGUUAAACAGACCAUCUAGUGAGAUAUAUGAUGGAGAACUGACCAUCACUGCACUCAGUGUUGCUCCCAAGGUGGUCACCAGCUCAGGUGAGGAUUGUGGGAAUUUAAAAAGAAAAUUAUUCUAUGGUUUCAGUGUUUCUGACAUGUCCCAAAGCAGACACAGUAUAAUUUGUAUUGUGGGAAAACUCAUCUGUAUAACUUGGUCAUUGGGUCGAUCCAUUCUAUUGCUCAUUUGGUAAUUUAAUGUGGCAUCCUUUAAAAGUUUAGCCAGAACUAUUAUCAGGCUCAUACACAUGGGGUUAAAUUUACUGGAGAAACUUUAUUAUCAGGUUUUGUUUUGUUGAUUCCAGAUUAUAAUAAUCCAAACAACCAAGGGGUAAUCCAGAUUAUAAUAAUCCAAACAACCAAGGACAUACUAGUUGUAAUCGUUGAAAAGAAUUGGGUCCUAAAUAUACAAUCUGUGUGUCUAUUUUGGGGGCGUGCUGGUUAAAUAUAUUUCCCCCACUUCCCAGUAAAGCACUUGUCCGAUGGACUCGGAACGCAAGACUCAAUGAUGUACAAAGCUCCGCCUGUGUUUGCUAUUCAAAAGCCAGUGGCCCGCACUGCAUCUAGUCACUCCAGAAAUCACCACAGAAGCAGAAGUGAUCUAGCAGAGUCUAUAAAUAUUACCAAAAAAUGGAUCAGGUGAGUUCUUACAUAAGUUGAAACAGCUGUGGGCAGCUUUAAGAUCAACAUUUUUUUUUUUUAAUUUUGAAAGGGUAAAUUUCACAUAACAAACUCUCUAAUCUGAUAUUUGGUUAAGAUUAAUUUCCUAUUUUAUAGCAAAUAAAAGCAUAUAUCAGACCUGUUUUACUCUUACGAUUUUGGCGUACAAUGUACGAUUUUCAGGUGUAUACAUUAUAUAUACUGCAUGUUUUUUUUUUACUGUUAAGAUAAUGUAUUGAAAGAUUUUGUGAUGAUUUUGUACGAUUUUAAGAGUUUGAGGGUAAACAGGUCUGAUAUAUCUUUAUGAAACAUUUGAAAAAAACCUUCGAUGCGUGUAUCAUUUGAGCACACCUUUUUUGCAAUUGUAGAGUAAAAUCAAAUAAGUCAUAGAAGCUUUUUGGGGGGACAGUGCAAAUUGACUUGCACUCAGUUUUCAGAUAAUUUAUUAUGAUGCUUCAACGAGCUAAAAACAUUUUUUAUGUUCAGCAAAUAUAUUUUUAUUUAUUAGAUCAAGAUUUCAACCUUGUGUUGGCUUACUGUAAAAUAACCCCAUUUGUAGUCAAAAUGAUCCAUCCCAUCUCUGUGGCACUGUAGUAGCAGUCAAAAUGAUGGCCACAUAGAAUUAUUACAAAAUACCCGGGCACACAUUUUUUACUUGGUCAUUUAUGCCAUUUGUUCCUCUACAAAUUGGGUCAAUUUUUACAAGAUUUACCGAACAGUUGAAGUGUUCUCACAAUCAUCACCCUGACACAGUUACAACAAUCAAUCUAACAGGUACCAAGAGCAAGUUCGUCAAGACAAUUUCCUUGUCCCCUUAGCCAGACCCGAGAGCUCUAUGACUCUGCCAACACUGAAUCUUGAAGCUGGGACAAAACGCUUACCCUACCAGCAGCCUAUUGCACUGGUUUCUGGACCAACCAUUGAGCUUCCUGCCUUGGGUGAUCAAGAUACGGAUGCUGACAUCGGAUCCGGGGAAUUCAUUCGAACUGGAAAGAAGGGAGAAAGAAAAUCUGGAACAUUUUCAAACUUUUUCAACAGAAUCUCCAAGAAAGUGUUAAAGCAGAGAAAUAGUGGAGAUCACCAGCCGGUGGGAAAGAAUGGUUCAGGUGAGGGCCUGAAUCCUUCUGAAAAUUUGCAGGGUAAAUGUGAUGUCAAAGCUCCAACCAAAUUCUACAAAGGUAUUCCUGUGACAACGCCAAGCCUUCGACGAAAAGUACACGAUAAAGAAAAUGUGUGUCAAGAAACAGCUUUUGACCGGGGGCAGAAAAAAAAUGCUGCCCGGUUGUCAAACAGAUUCAAAGGGAAAUCUGUUAAAUAA
Molecule: messenger RNA, 2182 nt
Organism: Lymnaea stagnalis (great pond snail)
Lineage: Eukaryota; Metazoa; Mollusca; Gastropoda; Lymnaeidae
Source: the annotation of a GenBank genome assembly